CAGCAGCAGCAGCAGCAGAAGAAGAAGAACAGCGGAAUAAUGUAGCUAUUAGUAUUUGUUGUUUUAUGUGUAGAAUAUUAGUUUUUUUAAUUUAAAUUAAAAUAUAUAGAGCCAGCCAAGUUGCUCUGUAUAAUGUCACUGACAGCAACUGAUAAGAAUGAAGUUGAAUCUCCAGAAACUGUAUCAGCGGCUUCCAAAGAUGAAGCAUUUCCAUCUGGACACACAAGUUCCACAGCCAGACAUUUAUCUCAGGAGGAGCUGGACAGACUGAACAACGAGCGAGCUUUGGUGUCCGACUUCAAACAGAUGAAACUGGAAAAAGAAGCUCAAAAAAACUGGGACUUGUUUUACAAAAGAAAUACGACGAAUUUCUUUAAAGACAGACACUGGACCACGAGGGAGUUUGAGGAGCUUAGAGCAUGUAGAGAGUUUGAGUCCCAGAAGCUGGUUCUCCUGGAGGCUGGCUGUGGAGUAGGAAACUGCAUCUUCCCUCUAUUAGAGGAAGACCUGAACAUCUUUGUUUAUGCAUGUGAUUUCUCACCCCGCGCUGUUGAGUUUGUGAAAAAAAAUCCUCUCUUCCGGCCUGAGCGCUGCUGUGCCUUCCAGUGUGAUUUAACAAAAGACGAUCUGACAGAAAAUAUUCCAGAGGGCAGCGUGGACGUCGUCACUCUCAUCUUUGUCCUGUCGGCUGUCCAUCCUGAUAAGAUGAAGCUGGCAUUGCAGAACAUUGGCAAGGUACUGAAGCCUGGCGGUGUCGUCCUGUUCAGGGACUAUGGCCUGUAUGAUCACGCUAUGCUCCGCUUUAAAUCUGGCAGCAAGCUGGGGGACAACUUCUACGUUCGCCAGGAUGGAACAAGGUCCUUCUUCUUUUCUAAAGAGUUCCUGGCUGAGCUGUUUGAGGAGGCCGGCUUCCAGUCUGUGGUUAAUGAAUAUGUCCUGAGAGAGACGGUCAACAAGAAAGAAGGACUUUGUGUUCCUAGAGUUUUCCUUCAGAGCAAGUUUAUCAAACCACCACAUUUCUAAAGCGAUCUGGGACUGUUAUCUCUCUUCUUAAUCGGGGAGAGCAAAGAUGAGUGCUGAAAAGUGAAAAGUAAAACAAUGAGUUUCUGCUGAGCAAAACUGGGAAUUAAAAUAACUGACUCGGGUUGUUUUAUGCUCCAGCUUCAGUGUUUAAAUUCUUUUUCCAGCUCAUUGUUCAUGAACAGCAUAGGAUUUUUUUUAAAUAUUCUGUUUGUUUUCUAUCAUUUUGUCAUUUUUUUCUAUCUCUGCCAUUUAUCUUAUCAAAAUAAAACGUAAAAC
Cyprinodon tularosa is the source of this 1299-nucleotide messenger RNA. It is a transcript of the gene mettl6, whose product is annotated as methyltransferase like 6. Lineage: Eukaryota; Metazoa; Chordata; Actinopteri; Cyprinodontiformes; Cyprinodontidae. The record is from RefSeq and is a predicted model, not a curated record. Bases 133 to 1023 code for a protein of 296 amino acids. The transcript is spliced from 5 exons.